AUGGCCGAAUCAAACGAUCAACAAUCACCCAAUGUUUCCACAAACAUGUCAAGAAGAUCAUCUAGUUCCUCUAGAAUGUUCAGUAUCGAGACUACAGUAACCAAAUUGCUUAUAUCUACAAAGCAUCUUCUUCAAGUAUUAACCCAAUGGUCAAAAGGAUUGGUUGGUGGAAAAGGUGUUUCAGAUGCAUAUGUCCAACUUGGUAAUGAUUUUAAACUAGUUUUCAAAUACUUUACUCAACACGAAAUAGAUGUUAGUGAUUUGGGUGAUGUUCCUUUACAAUUACGUCGUGUCUUAGAAUUGACUUUAAGAGAAAAACCAUGCGAUCAAACUUUAAAUAAAUAUUUAUUUCAAAUAAGAGAGAUUAUUGUUACAAUGUUAGAGAAAUUAAAAAUUAAACAAGAAUUCCUCAAAAACCAUAUGAAAAAGGACCCACAAACGGCAAGAUCAAGUCAAAACCAUAUUAGAAAUACAUCAGUAACUAGCAAUAUUUCGUUAGUAUCAACAACAUCUCCAAUUAAUCCCAACGUUAGUGAAAAGAAUCCAUCCAAACAACAAGACGGUAUUAGCAAUAAUGUCCAAAAAACACAGAAUAGUGAAACUGAGGAAGAUGAUAAAUCUGAAGACACAAUGAUAACCGCCAAUAGUAAACUUUCACCUGAUGGACAAGAGUCUUUAGUUGCACACAAUAAUAAAGAGAUGACUAUGGAAAAUAGUGAUGCACUUUCUCAAUUGAAAAAUGGCACAAAUAUUCAAAGACGUGCUUCCAAAAGAUACUCUGCUUACCAUAUGGCUAAGUUAACUAACCAAUCUACGUCAGAGGCAAUUGCAGCAGCGGCAGUAGCAAAUAUGUCAACUGUAAAUGUAAAUAAUAAUAACGUCCAUCAAAUUGAUAAUGACAACAACAACAAUAAUAACAAUAAAAAUCUAGCUAUAACAAACGAAAGUUCAAAUCCAAUUACAAACGAAGAUAUGGUGAGAAAUGGAGAUAAUAAAAUAGAAAAAUUUAACCAACCCAAUCCCCAUAUUUCAAUUUAUAAUGAUAAAGAUAUGUAUACAAUAUUUCUGAGAUUAGAAGGAAAAACCAAAAAAUGCCAUAUCCCCAAAGUCUCAUCUUUAAACAGUUUAAGAUUAUUGUUUGUGGAAAGAUUCGCUUAUUCACCUGGUAGCAAAAGUUUUCCAGAUAUUUACAUUAAAGAUCCUCAAUAUUCAGAGUUUUAUGAGUUAGAGGAACAUAAUUUAACAGAUUUACAAGAUGGAUCAGUUAUAGAACUUCGAUCAAAGGGGGAGUCCCUCCAAGUUGAAAAAUACAUGACUGAUGUUAUUGAAACAUUUAAAUCAGAGAUUAAAAAAUCACAAAAUGAAAUACUUCGAGUUGUUAAUAAAAUCCAAGAAAAUAAUUUCAAAAUUACUAAUACUGAAACAUCUUACGAUAUGAAAAACGAUUCAACUAAAAGUAAUCAAACAGAUAUACAACAAAUGUUACACAAUUUAUCAAUUUUAAAACAAAUAUACACAACUAACAAAAAGGAAACUAACGAAAAAAUCCAAACAAUCCUUUCUAAAGUGGAGGAAUUCAAAUCAAGUUCAUUUGAUUCAAACAAUGAAUUAUCAGGAGUCAGCACAUAUGUUGAAAAAUCCCAAGAUAAAUUAGGCGACAUUUCAGAAAACUUAUUGAGUAAAGUGGACGAUCUACAGGAUUUAAUUGAAAUUUUAAGGAAGGAUGUUGCAAAUCGUGGCGCUACUCCAUCUAAUAAAAGACUUGAAUCAUUAAACAAAGAAAUAAAAGAAGCAGAGGAAGAUCUUAAAAACAUGCAAAAAUUCAUUAGUACUGAAAAGCCACACUGGAAAAAGAUAUGGGAGGAAGAGUUAGAUAAAGUUUGUGAAGAACAACAAUUUUUAACUCUUCAAGAGGAUUUGAUUGUGGAUUUGGAGGAAGAUUUACAUCGUGCAUCUGAAACUUUUGAUUUAGUAAAAUUAUGUUGCGAAGAAAAAGAGAAAAAUCGGACCAAAACAAAAGUAAAUCCACCUAUCAUGCCUUUAUUAAAGCCUGGUACUUUUAAUCAAGUUAGAGAACAGGUACUACUAGAAGUACAAUCAUUAAACCCGGAUCAUGAAGGUAGACAGGAUGCAAUUGAAAGGGCAGAAAAACUUUGGGAAAGAGAAAAACUAUAUAAAGAAGAUGACGAAUUUAAGGAUGAAUUAGGGAAUUUUGUAGAAAACUCUUCCUUACGAAAAUCUGGAGGGGUUGAAGCUGUAGAACGAUUAAGACAACAAAAAGAUGCAGAGAAUUUAAGAAAUAAUUUUUCAAAUAAUUUUUGA
Arxiozyma heterogenica is the source of this 2322-nucleotide messenger RNA. RefSeq names its product formin-mediated actin nucleation enhancer (gene BUD6). Gene Ontology annotation, molecular function: cytoskeletal regulatory protein binding. NCBI's taxonomy places the organism in Eukaryota, Fungi, Ascomycota, Saccharomycetes, Saccharomycetales, Saccharomycetaceae. Gene Ontology annotation, biological process: establishment of cell polarity. Bases 1 to 2322 code for a protein of 773 amino acids. The transcript has a single exon. The record is from RefSeq and is a predicted model, not a curated record. Gene Ontology annotation, cellular component: cell tip; cytoplasm.